Magallana angulata is the source of this 2086-nucleotide messenger RNA. Its product is annotated as neuronal acetylcholine receptor subunit alpha-6-like. Gene Ontology annotation, molecular function: transmembrane signaling receptor activity; neurotransmitter receptor activity; extracellular ligand-gated monoatomic ion channel activity. Gene Ontology annotation, biological process: nervous system process; monoatomic ion transmembrane transport; regulation of membrane potential. Gene Ontology annotation, cellular component: neuron projection; membrane; synapse. NCBI's taxonomy places the organism in Eukaryota, Metazoa, Mollusca, Bivalvia, Ostreida, Ostreidae. Bases 112 to 1323 code for a protein of 403 amino acids. The transcript has a single exon. The record is from RefSeq and is a predicted model, not a curated record.
UUUUCAAAAGUUAAAGUAGUCUAGAAGGAGCGCUGACCUAAAUUUUGCGUAAAACUUUAGGACAUUGGAAUAUAUAUAAUUAAGAACAUUAGUUUGGAUACAUCACAUUUAAUGUUCUGUGAACACAAAAUGAUUUCAUGGUUGGCAGUAGUAGUCUUUAUUUGCUAUAUUAAUAGAGGAUUAAUCUUUGCAUAUACGCUGCAAGAUGAACAGACUCUUCACUCUGCCUUACUCACCGGAUACAAUACGGGUCUUCGGCCGGGAAUUGAUAGAACCAUUCCUUUGACUCUAAACAUGACAUUUCUUUUGUUUUCCAUUAAGGAAUUUGACAUGAGCACUGGUGAAUUUUCUGUGACUGGGGUUUUUGUUCUGAACUGGAUAGACGAGAGACUUUCUUGGAAUCCGGCAAGUUACAACCAAACAAAUACGACAGUCAUCUCACAGAGUCAGCUGUGGCUUCCAAAUCUCAUCAAUGUUAACCCGUUUGAAGAUAUAACUGGUCUUCGACACGACGAACUAUCUAUUAUUGUAGACUACACUGGACUCUGUACUUGGUUUGCUAUUGAAACAUUUGAAAGUGUGUGUUACACUGAUGUCACUAAGUAUCCAUUUGACACCCAAGUCUGUAGCAUAAAGUUCUAUGUUUGGGGAUAUUCAUACAAAGAUAUUGACUCCACAUUUGUGUCAUCAAAAGUCCUUCUCACACUGUACACUGAAAAUGGAAUAUGGGAGGUACACGAUUCAGCAACGUACACGCAGAUGAAUAUCUACAAUGACAAAGAAAUUAUAGUCGAACUAACCCUUGAACGCAGAACUUCAUAUUAUAUUGUAAGCUUGAUACUUCCGUUAGUUUUUAUCACGUUUCUGACGAGUUUCGUCUUCCUUCUACCACAAGAUUCAGGAGAGCGAUUAGGAUUUUCCCUUACAGUUUUACUGUCGGUUGUUGUGUAUCUCACAAUCAUUCAAGACAUUCUGCCUGAGGCAUCAGAACCUCAUGUGUCCAUCCUUGGCAUUUUCCUGUCCAUUUUUGUCGUCAUGGGAUCACUUGUAGUUAUUGUAGUCAUUAUCAACCAGCGUAUUCAGAACCAGUGUAGUCAAAAAACGGUACCCAAGUUCAUUAACCGACUCAUCUUUUUUGUACGAAGAAAGGAUAAAGAUAUGGUAGAGCCCUUGGGUUCAAAGAUAGAAAUAGAUUACAGGGAUGAAGAUAAUGUACUGACAUGGUCUGAAGCGGCGAAUGAUCUUGAUUUAAUUUUCUUCAUAGUUUCGCAAGUUGUGUUUUGUAUUCUGGGUAUAUGUUAUUUCCUAAGUGUUUUGACUUAGGCUGUUCUUUUCUGUUUUCUUAAAAAACCACAGAUAAGACUAUAUCUUACGUGAUGAAACCUAAAUUUGAAAGCAGUCUCCGAAAUAGCAUCGAUGCGUUAUUACUAUAAUAGUAUUAGGUUACUUAUUCAAUAUAUUCAUGAUAUUAUUUUAAAUAUUUAUGUUUUGUGAACUUUUGGGGAAUGUCAGAGGUAAAUUCUGGUUUUGUGUGUUUAAGAGUAACUUAUAAUUGACUUAAAUAUAUAUUGUAUAUGUACAAUAAUAGCUUGAUUUGAUUAAAAAAAAAGAUCAAUGCAACUAAUUAUUAUUUUCCUUCUUCUUUCUGGAUAGUUUUUUCUUUGUUACACAGGCCAACAAUUAAAACAGCAUUAAUCGAAACAGAUUAGGAAUUAUGCGUUUACAUAAAUAAAACCUUAUGGUAUAUAACAUAUGAGUCUGUAAAACAUAUUUUUUAGUUGAAUGUUUGUUCGAUCAUUAUUUUUCUAAUGAAUUCAGUUACAUUAAAGAAGUCAGAAAGGUCAAAAUAUGAAUGGUAAAGGACAUUUACCAAUACAAAGAUUGGUGCAGAUUUGUUUGCUAUAAAGAUUGUAAAAUUGUUUUGUUUCAGACACCAAUUAUCUCUAUGGAUGAUAUCAUUAAAUAAUCAUUAAAGAAAUAUCAUUACAUUGAGGUUGUGUAAUAACAAUUUUGAACUUAUCCAUACAUUGCUAUUUCUCUGGCGUUAAUAAUAUAUUGUUGGUGUUUAAAUAGAGAUGAACCUUUA